UUAGCUGUUAGCUUAGCGCCUUUCACCGUGUGCCUCUCUGCCGGCGAGAGGAGGUAUAAUAAUAUAUAUAUAUAUUAUUAUUUAUUUUUUUUAGGGGGGGAGGUGCUUCUCAAGCAUCUCAAUUACCCUCAAACAUUCAGCCCAUCGGAUACUUAACACACCUGCAAUGGCGGAUAAAGAAGCAGGAGCCUUUGAUGAUGCUGUGGAGGAGAGGGUGAUCAAUGAGGAGUACAAGAUCUGGAAGAAAAACACUCCCUUCCUGUAUGACCUGGUGAUGACCCACGCUCUGGAGUGGCCCAGCCUCACUGCUCAGUGGCUGCCAGACGUCUCCAGGCCAGAGGGGAAGGAUUACAGCGUGCACCGUCUGGUGUUGGGCACUCACACGUCUGAUGAGCAGAAUCACCUGGUCAUUGCCAGCGUUCAGCUGCCCAACGAUGACGCCCAGUUUGAAGCCUCACAUUAUGACAGCGAAAAAGGAGAGUUUGGAGGCUUCGGCUCAGUGAGUGGCAAGAUCGAGAUAGAAAUCAAGAUCAACCACGAAGGAGAGGUGAACCGUGCUCGCUACAUGCCCCAGAACCCCUGCAUCAUCGCCACCAAGACCCCCACCUCAGAAGUGCUGGUGUUUGACUACACCAAGCACCCCUCCAAACCAGAUGCUUCUGGAGAGUGUCACCCUGAUCUGCGUCUCAGAGGUCAUCAGAAAGAAGGCUACGGUCUCUCCUGGAAUCCCAAUCUGUCCGGCUCUCUCCUUAGCGCGUCAGAUGACCAUACAAUCUGUCUGUGGGACAUAAGCGCCGUGCCAAAGGAGGGGAAGAUAGUGGAGGCGAAGACGAUCUUCACCGGUCACACGGCCGUGGUGGAAGACGUCUCCUGGCACUUGCUCCACGAGUCGCUCUUUGGAUCUGUAGCCGACGACCAGAAGCUCAUGAUUUGGGACACUCGCUCAAACAACACCUCCAAACCCAGCCACGCAGUCGACGCCCACACAGCAGAGGUCAACUGUUUGUCGUUCAACCCCUACAGCGAGUUCAUCCUCGCCUCCGGCUCUGCAGACAAGACUGUGGCUCUUUGGGACUUAAGAAACUUGAAACUGAAGCUGCAUUCCUUCGAGUCACACAAGGAUGAGAUCUUCCAGGUUCAGUGGUCACCUCAUAAUGAGACCAUACUGGCAUCCAGUGGAACAGACCGCCGCCUCAACGUCUGGGAUCUCAGUAAAAUCGGAGAGGAGCAGUCACCAGAAGAUGCAGAGGACGGCCCCCCCGAGCUUCUGUUUAUCCACGGAGGCCACACCGCUAAGAUCUCUGACUUCUCCUGGAAUCCCAACGAGCCCUGGGUCAUCUGCUCGGUGUCUGAAGACAACAUCAUGCAAGUCUGGCAAAUGGCUGAGAACAUCUACAACGAUGAAGACCCCGAGGGUUCGACAGACCCCGAGGCCACAGCGUAACUCUGUCCUGCUGUGUGUGCGUCUUUAACCUACAACCUCGUCACAAACCGCAAUCUUCUAUACUUCCAUGCAGCUACUUCUUCCCACCUUCCUUUCUCUACUUUGCCGUGGGACACUGUAUGCUGUAAAUCACUGUAAAUACAAGAAAGAGAGUAAUCAUGUAAGUCGUUUUUUUUUUUUUUUUUUUUUUUUGAAUACUCAACAAUGAAGAACUCUCCUUUAACUGAGUAACUUAUUUCCUGAAGAAUUUCAUUCAUGUUUUGUCGCACUGCGUAUAAAAUAUAUAUUUUUGUAAUCAAAUUGGCUCUCCCCACUCGUACACUGACAUGUUUUAGCAAAUGCCUUUUGGAAUAAUAAAUUAAAUGCUUUUUUGUUUUACAACCUAAGAUGGUGAUCACACUGAAAGUCCACAAAAAGUGGUAAUUCACAAUGACGUGCUCUUAAAGAGCGUAAACAGCUCCCUCUGCACAAAAGAAAAAUCAUGUUUUUAAGUAAAAUGCAGUCCAGCUUUUUGACUAGAUGCAGAGCAUAGUGAGAUUUACUCUGACUUUGAUAGCGUUUGUUUUCAGGCUAGCUUAUGGUCCUAAAAACAUCUCAGUAUUUCCCUGCUUCAGUCAGGUUCAUCACCUAACUGUUCUGACACCGUCUGCUUCUGAAUGAAAUUACAAUAAAUAAAAAAACGAGUUUUAAAUGUCCGUUUGUGGUCCCACCUCCCCUCAUCAUAGUCCUACAUUAAUCAUUUGUUGUGAUAUAGAUUAGUGGUUGAACUUUUUCCAUGUUCAAUAUUUUGUAUCUGUACAGUGAGUGCAUUCUUAAUAAAAUGUGUUUCAUUGGUCUUUGA
Messenger RNA from Anoplopoma fimbria (sablefish), 2285 nucleotides. RefSeq names its product retinoblastoma binding protein 4 (gene rbbp4). Gene Ontology annotation, molecular function: histone binding. The transcript is spliced from 12 exons. The record is from RefSeq and is a predicted model, not a curated record. Gene Ontology annotation, cellular component: nucleus; NuRD complex; ESC/E(Z) complex. Gene Ontology annotation, biological process: regulation of gene expression. Lineage: Eukaryota; Metazoa; Chordata; Actinopteri; Perciformes; Anoplopomatidae. Bases 167 to 1444 code for a protein of 425 amino acids.